Messenger RNA from Sphaeroforma arctica JP610, 232 nucleotides. RefSeq lists its product as hypothetical. The record is from RefSeq and is a predicted model, not a curated record. The transcript has a single exon. Gene Ontology annotation, molecular function: ATP binding; ATP hydrolysis activity. The annotation marks the transcript as partial. NCBI's taxonomy places the organism in Eukaryota, Ichthyosporea, Ichthyophonida.
AUGGACCGCGUAGACGAGGUUAUCCGUGACCUCGAUUUGGCCAAAGUGUGCAACACACGGGUCGGCGACGAUGCCAGCGGGGGUCUUUCUGGGGGCCAAAAACGGAGAGUAACGGUUGCCAUAGAGAUGAUCAGCAAUCCCUCCAUUUUAUUUUUAGAUGAGCCGACGUCGGGAUUGGAUGCGUACGGUUCGCUGCGGUUGGUGCAUGUGCUCAGGAAGUUGGCAGACAGAG